AUGGUAGCUUUGGUUGACCGCCGGUUACAUGAGACUGCCGCUUCCAUUUUAUUCCGAUUCUUCUGCCUGACCAUCAAGUCAGGGGUGCCUAAAAAGUGGGAGUAUUAUAGCAAUGUUCCAUGGCGCUAUGUUAAAGUAAUUGUCGUGGCAGUAUUAAUCGGCUUUACCCCCAUGUUCCUGUGCAUAUCACUGGAAGAAAUGUGUGUCUAUCACAGCGAAGACGACCACAUCAACCCGUUGAACCGUCCAUCCCUCACCUUCGGUGCCUUCGCUAUCUUUCCUCGCAUUGGGAUGGCGAGUGGGACGAGCUAUCCAAAACUUUCACGAGUACAAGCUAUCAAGCUCGCCUAA
Molecule: messenger RNA, 351 nt
Organism: Penicillium pulvis
Lineage: Eukaryota; Fungi; Ascomycota; Eurotiomycetes; Eurotiales; Aspergillaceae
Exons: 2
Coding region: 1-351 (116 amino acids)
Source: RefSeq, a predicted model, not a curated record